AUGAAGCUUACGCUGAACGCUUUGGCUAUUUUCGUGGCUGUCUCCGGUGUUUUGAGUUUCGUGUUUCUUGUCCUUGCUAUAGGAACGGAUUUUUGGUAUAUUAUCGAUACAUCCAGACUGGACCGCAACUCCUCACAUCUUAGUUCGCAUUCGGGGUUAUGGAGGACUUGCAACGCUCAAAACCAAUGCUGGCCAUUCAUAAACCCUUUUGGAAAUUCAAACAACUACACGAAUUCUGAGAGACAACUUCUUGGAAUGCACGGCACCUUCGUCAUCCUACUUCCUCUGAGCCUUAUAAUGAUGGCGGUCGGCGGCAUGGUCAGCUUCAUCAGCAUCCUGGCCCGGGCCAGAGUGAUGCUGCUACUUACCGCAGUUUUUCUCUUGUUCGGGGCCCUAGUCAGCCUGGCUGGCAUCAGCGUCUAUGUGGCAUACUCAGCAGCAGCCUUCAAGGAGGCCCUGUGCAUCUCUGGCAGGAAGACUCUGGAGGGCCUGGACGUCCACUUUGGCUGGUCUCUGGCCCUGGCUUGGAUCUCCUUCAUCACUGAGGUGCUCACCGGCGCCGCCCUCCUGGUGGCAUCUCGCAUCACUACUGUGCUCAGCAGGCAGGAACAUGCUAUUUGAGUUCGGGACCGAUCUUCGAAGAAACUCAACGUCAGUGUCAGCUUCUAGGGCUCGAAAACUGACACACACCUAACAGAUCACGUCCCUGAACCGGGUCUGGGAUUCAAAGACUCUUAGCCAUGAUCUGCUUUUGACAGUUCCAGUUUCCAAGCUAGUAUCCUAACAGUGUGGGCCAGAUAUUUUUUUUUUCUGUCGAGAAAAAUGUCUUACUGAUGACCUAUGUUUGAUUUGUUGUUGUUGCUUUGUGGAAACACUUAAAAGCUAGAACUAGUGCUGAAUUUUCAUAAAAACAUUAAGUGCAACAACAUCAAUUGCAUUUAGUGCUAGUAAUCCAGGAAGUUGCCUUUAUUAAAAAACGUAUCUCUAAGCCACGUAAUAAUCUUAAUCUUACCCCAGUUUUGUCCCAUCAGCAAAGGUGUAAUUACGAGGUUUGAAUUUCCCUUCUGAUAGCAGUACAACCUGGGGUAUAAUGAUUAUCAGGAAGGCUCACAGACGUGAAGGGGCGCCUGUACGAGCUGUGUUUGAGUUGCAUUAUCUGAAUCCCUAAGCAUAUUUCAGGCAAUAAAUUUGCAGUUUGUUUCAGCCUAUGAACCAUUCUCUGCAAGAAAGAGAAAUGCCAUUUUCCAGUAAAAUCAUGUGAAGUGU
This is a messenger RNA of Paramormyrops kingsleyae, 1266 nucleotides long. Its product is annotated as transmembrane protein 114. The record is from RefSeq and is a predicted model, not a curated record. Gene Ontology annotation, cellular component: apical plasma membrane. NCBI's taxonomy places the organism in Eukaryota, Metazoa, Chordata, Actinopteri, Osteoglossiformes, Mormyridae.